Messenger RNA from Styela clava, 2211 nucleotides. Its product is annotated as gap junction beta-7 protein-like. Gene Ontology annotation, molecular function: gap junction channel activity. Gene Ontology annotation, biological process: cell-cell signaling. NCBI's taxonomy places the organism in Eukaryota, Metazoa, Chordata, Ascidiacea, Stolidobranchia, Styelidae. The record is from RefSeq and is a predicted model, not a curated record. Gene Ontology annotation, cellular component: connexin complex.
ACACACUCAGGUAAAAUUUAUAUCUCAUCAAAGAUGGACCAAUAGUGGAACAACCAAUAAAGAAUGGAAUUCAUAUAACGCUUAUAGUUGGUAAUGAGCAGUAUUCAUAUAGACUCAUUUUUCGAACUCAUUAGCGCAGAAGUUGAGAAUGAAAGGUAUAGAACACAUCACUUCGAAUAGCUUAAUUCUGGUUAACACUGGCACGCUGCCAGCGUGCAGAUGUCGUGGCGCUGAUUCAAAAUAAAGGACAUAUGAAGAUUUCAUAUAUGCGGUGAUGUCUUGGAAAUAUAUAGAUGAUUUGCUUUUGAAAUUUAGUAAAAAUUCUACUGUACUGGGAAAGUUCUGGGUUGCAUGUGUUUUACUUUUCCGGUUAAUUGUCAUCACUGUAUUUUCUGAAAGUGUUUGGAGUGACGAACAAAGGGAAUUCACCUGUAAUACAAAACAGCCGGGCUGUGAAAAUAUCUGCUUCAACAAAUUCACUCCGAUAUCGAAUUCAAGACUAUGGGGUCUUCAAACAUUAGCAAUAUCACUACCAGGAGCGCUGUAUUUCACCUAUGUCGUCCAUGCUAUUGCUCAUGAAAAAACAAAGCUGGUGAAGACCACCAAAAAGAAAAAAGAAAAUGGCAAAGACGAUGUAUUUGACGAAGAAGAAUUUGAGUGCAUGCCAAAACGGAAAAGAUCUCUACGAAAACUCCGAGACAAAGUUAUUCCGUCGGAAUUACAGGAAAGACGACCAAGUCAACGAAUUUGGCGUUUAUAUAUCAUCCAAAUUGUAUUUCGAAUGUUGCUCGAGUGCACUUUCGUAAUUUUGCAGCUCAAUCUUUACCAUUAUAGGUGGAGAGUUCCUGAAGUAUUCAGUUGCAGUGAAUGGCCGUGUCCUCACACUGUCGAUUGUUUCAUCAGCAGACCACAGGAAAAAACAGUUCUUCUUACGUAUAUGUACGUGACAUCUGCUCUCUCGCUCGGAAUAAGUUUACUUGAAUUAUGGUAUAUUAUAUGGGUCUGUGGAUGGAAAACAUGGGAAAGUAGAUACGCAAUUACAAGAACAUUCCCAGAAAGAGAACGUCCUUAUGAACGUGAGCGAAUCCCAUCGUUUGAUGGAGAAAUAGGAAGUCCAAGAGCAAGUACAAGAAGAGCUCGGGCCACUGUCAGCUACCUGUGAUAAAACUAUCCUAUAUUAUUACAAUAUAUACGGCUGGAUUAAAUGUUUUUUCGUUUGUCAAAAGUAUCGAUUCAUAACAUUCUUUACCUGCUUGAGUCGACCGCCAGCGUCUCGGAAGGAGCAGAACUCCUUUGCUUCACUUCGACAUUGAAGCGUGUUUUAUCUGAUAUACAUUCAGGAAUCCAAAAUGGCCAAGGACAAGCUUCAACAUCUUACGCGAUAUGGAAGAACUGUAUAUUUAGUUUCUGAACAAAAUUAUUGGUAUCCAUGAUAAAAUGUCGGAAUUCACGUAACCUGCAUUUUAUUUAGGUUAUUUCAUUUUUUAAACCGUUAUUUUUGUGUAAAAAAUUAUUCCUUUCUACUCUCUUCAUAUGGCUUGGUAAUAUUUUUAUUUCGUUUUACUUCAUACCAAGAUUUUGUGACAAAAUAUUUGUAAUCUAUUUUACUUUCAUUGAUUUUCAACGAUUAUUAAAAUUAUUUAUUUGUGCGAAAUUUUUUCCUAAACUUAGAAUAUUUCAAAUGGGAAAAGAAAAAUAUUUUCCUAAUUUAAUUAUACUUUUUUUGUGACCAGAAAAAGCUGGAAAAUGAUGCUUGAAGUAGUUUUUUCAUUUUCGGGUUGAGUGUUAUCUUUAGACAGAAACAAGUUUCGCAACUUGGCCACUCGUCAGGAAUUUGAGAUGCCAUGUUUUAUUACUUUGAGAAAGUCUAUAUUUAAUUCAAUGCGGUCGGACGCCGUGUUUUAGUACCAGUUCUCGAUGGAAUUGAGAUUGACUAAACAAUCCUAUUCCAUCAAAAAGUGUCAAUCUCGUUUGUCUUGUAUUUUCCUCUACCGUGCGCUGCGCCGCCAUUCAUUUCUCCAAAUUGUCAUUCUACAGGAAGCUUAACGUGCCCAAAAAGUUAUGUAUCUCCACAAUCGAAUGGUGAAAACAAAGUACGACAUCCUAUAUUUACAUUGUAUGAUAAAAUUCAACUUCAUUUGAAAGUAUCUGUAAUACUUGUUUGUAAAGCAUGAUGAAUUAUCAUUGUAUUAGAUUAACUUCAGAACAAAA